Molecule: messenger RNA, 1728 nt
Organism: Amborella trichopoda
Lineage: Eukaryota; Viridiplantae; Streptophyta; Magnoliopsida; Amborellales; Amborellaceae
Product: COP9 signalosome complex subunit 5b
Molecular function (GO): metallopeptidase activity; protein binding
Source: RefSeq, a predicted model, not a curated record
AACCAUCCGAGUCUAAAUUACAAACCCUGGCCCUGAUUUUGAUCACCUAAACCCUGUAAGCCAGUGCUAGGGUUUCUUCUGCAACGAUUCUUGUUUCUCCAUCAUCUUACCACUGUGAAAACCCUAAUUUUGUAUCUCUAAACCCUAAUCUUGGCCUUUAGCCAUUUUCGGCAAUGGAGCCUUCUUCUUCCUCAAACUCAGCGAGAAUGGCUCAACAAACAUGGGAGCUCGAGAAUAACAUUGUGAACAUGGAGUCUCCUGGCGCCAAUGACUCUGAUUCUAUCUAUUUCUAUGACGACGCGGCUCUGACCAAGAUUCAGCAAGAGAAGCCAUGGCAAUCCGAUCCCCAUUACUUUAAGAAAGUGAAGAUUUCAGCGCUAGCUCUGCUGAAAAUGGUGGUCCAUGCCCGAUCUGGAGGGACGAUUGAAGUCAUGGGGUUGAUGCAAGGGAAGAUUGAGGGUGAUACGAUUAUUGUUAUGGAUGCCUUUGCUCUCCCAGUUGAGGGGACUGAAACUAGGGUUAAUGCUCAGGCGGAUGCUUAUGAGUACAUGGUCGAGUAUUCUCAGACAAACAAGCAGGCUGGACGUUUGGAGAAUGCAGUUGGAUGGUACCACUCACAUCCAGGUUAUGGAUGCUGGCUUUCUGGCAUUGAUGUGUCAACUCAGCUGACAAACCAGCAAUUUCAAGAACCAUUUUUGGCAGUUGUUAUAGAUCCAACAAGGACUGUUUCUGCUGGAAAGGUUGAGAUUGGUGCUUUUCGCACAUAUCCUGAAGGAUACAAACCCCGUGAUGAGCCUGUCUCAGAGUAUCAAACUAUACCUCUCAAUAAGAUUGAAGAUUUUGGUGUUCACUGCAAACAGUAUUAUGCAUUGGAUAUCACCUACUUCAAGUCCUCACUCGAUUCCCACCUUUUGGAUCUUCUAUGGAACAAGUAUUGGGUGAAUACCCUAUCGUCUUCACCCCUUCUGGCAAAUAGAGAUUAUGUUGCUGGCCAAAUUUCAGAUCUUGCGGAAAAGCUAGAACAAGCCGAGAAUCACCUUUCCCAUUCACGCAUGGGUUCUUUCCUUGUGCCUCCACUACGAAAGAAAGAGGAUGAUUCUCAACUUGCAAAGAUAACCCGUGACAGCUCGAAAAUAACAGUCGAGCAGGUUCAUGGGCUCAUGUCACAGGUUAUCAAGGACACACUCUUCAAUUCAGUUCAUCAGGCUUCUAGGAUGCUACCAAUCCUGACUGAUCUGUCGGAUCCCGAGCCCAUGGUUGAGACAUGAUGUCAGAGGAAAAGGAGUGACAAGGAGUAUCAUCCUGUACUCAUGUUACAUACUCUUUAUGGCGUUCAACUUAGACUGUAGAGGGUUUUUGGGACCUGGUAGAGCUGAAAUCCUUUUUCCUGGUUUCAUUUUGGGGGGCGAUGGAGCCCUAAGCGCUACUGUUUUUUUUGCAGUGCAUUUUGAGCUUUGACAAAAAGUUAUCUGAGAGUUGUCCGUCUUUGAGGGGUCUUAUAAUUAUCUUUCAUCGGCCAGCACUGUAAUGAAAAAAGAACACCCUCUCUGUACUCUCUCUCUCUCGUGCAUUAGACUGUUAAUCUGUGUUAUAGAAAUUUGGAAACCAGUGGAUGAACCUAGAAAAAGAAUGAAGCUUGUAAGACAGCAUCAAUUGCAGUGGCUUGUGCUGGAUUCUUGUAAGCCUACUAUAGGAAAAAAAUGUUAAAAAGUGAUUCCUAUUCUCAUC